CUGAACAGAUCUUCUUUGUUCGCUGUAAAACAAAUCCCAGCAGCUCAAAGCUCCCUUCGUCGUUUCCAAUUCCCACAGGCAUUUCAGUCUUUUUGGCUGUUCUCCUCUCCCCCUUCUCGGCUUCACGGAGUUCUAUCCUCUCCAGAGAAAGAAGGGGAGCUAGAGUGUGAGGACCGGCCCAUUCAGCAGCCCAUACCUAGUUGGACUUGUGGGCCAGCCCAAUGUAGCCAGCCAUUUGGAGGCCGCCACCUCCUCCUUUGGGGAGGUCCUGCAGUCAAUAGAGGGAAUGGACAGCUCGCUGCUGGGAGGGACAGCUGCCGGCAGCUUGAGCAGUUACCAUCGCUUAAGAAAUCCCAAACCCCCCCUCUCUGUCCUCCUCCUCCUCCCACAGAACGGAGUCUGAGUCUCAGAACCGUCGGCCUAGGCGUUGAAGCAAGGAUCGUCGCUGGUACUCCCCAGAAGCUAGGUCUAUUGGAGCAAGUUCACAUGGCCUCCCAAACUCCUAUUUUUGUUCUAGAUGAAAAUUUGCCCUUCCAUAGAGGCAAAGGUGUUGAUGGCAUAAAGGCUGAUGUGCCCAAGCCUGCCAAGCCGGCACGUCAUGAACGAAAAGCUUUGCGGGAUCUUUCAAAAGCUGGAAAACCUCUGCCAACAGGUGCAACUAAGGGAUCUACUUUGAAAGAUAAGGCUACUGUGCAUGACCAUGAGAACCCCAAGAAUGCCUCAAAGAAUAGUUUUCUGACUGAUGAGGAAAUAAAGAAAUGUCAUGAGUGGGCCAAGCAGGGAAUCGAGCAUGCCCAUUUUACAGGAACUGAGCAGCGAAAACUCCAGAAAGAAAAGGAUAAAGAACGUGUAAGAAAGAAAGUGGAUAAAGUUAUGUCUGCACUUCGUGAAUGGACUGACAUGGCCUAUAACUUUGGAUUGCCAAGGGUGGAUGCUGCUGAUGUUACCGAAAGCAUUGGGAAGCUGGAGUUAGAGCCAGAGGUGCUUCCUCCCAGGGCCAGAUCUCACUUGAAUUCAGGUAAUGAUAAAUUAGAGGAUCUUCUUCUGGAGCCCGAGCUUGACUGGUACCCAUUUCUUGACCAGACAUUGGAGCUCAAGCUGAAAGAUGAUAUCUAUAGCAGAUGAAUUUGCUUUCUUCUCUGUUGUUUGGUAAAUUUCGACUGUGGCAGCAUCAAAAAGCUACCAAUAUUUCUCUAAAGAUAUUUAAUGGCAUCUGUGAAUUUCGUUGCUGGAUAAAGGUGUUACAACUUUGGGGGUGUGUGUUACAAACUUUA
Molecule: messenger RNA, 1274 nt
Organism: Phoenix dactylifera (date palm)
Lineage: Eukaryota; Viridiplantae; Streptophyta; Magnoliopsida; Arecales; Arecaceae
Source: RefSeq, a predicted model, not a curated record